Messenger RNA from Sander lucioperca (pikeperch), 6375 nucleotides. RefSeq names its product sema domain, immunoglobulin domain (Ig), short basic domain, secreted, (semaphorin) 3bl (gene sema3g). Gene Ontology annotation, molecular function: semaphorin receptor binding; chemorepellent activity. Gene Ontology annotation, biological process: neural crest cell migration; axon guidance; semaphorin-plexin signaling pathway. The coding region runs from base 210 to 2576 and encodes 788 amino acids. NCBI's taxonomy places the organism in Eukaryota, Metazoa, Chordata, Actinopteri, Perciformes, Percidae. The record is from RefSeq and is a predicted model, not a curated record. The transcript has 16 exons.
UCAAUCCGCGGAGAGGACACCCAGCUGCUCGGUCACAGACCCUUUUAAGCACCGAGGGAACUACCUGAAAACGCAAAUGUUGGCAUUGUGAUAACAAGGAUCCAGCAGUUCCCCCCACCCUAAAUUCUCCUGGAAUAUUCUGUUUAAUUGUUGGCAACAUAUUUUGAAAAAGUCAUCAGUUAAAAGACGGAGUGCAUCUCCUCAGCAGAAUGAAGGGGUUUUCACCUUUCUUCACCAUGAUUCUUGUUGCGCUACUUGUCGCCACCGUCUCAGCGACCAAGUUAAAUGUCCCGCGCCUGAGACUGUCAUACAAAGACCUGCUGUCCACCAACAGGUCGUCCAUCUUCAGCGGUCACCAUGGCCAGCUCUCUCUCACCGCCGUCUUCCUGGAUGAGUACCGUGACCGCCUCUUCCUGGGAGGGAAAGAUAUCCUGUACUCUCUCAUGCUGGGACCUGCCAGCAGCGAGUCCAAAGAGAUCUACUGGCCUCCGUUACCUGGCAACAGAGAGGACUGCAUUCAAACGGGAAAGGAACCACAGACAGAGUGUGCCAACUUUGUUCGCCUCCUGCAGCCCUACAACCGGACCCACCUCCUGGCCUGUGGCACUGGGGCCUUCCAGCCUAUGUGUGCCUUCAUCUAUGUGGGGCACAGAGGAGAGCAUGUGUUCACCAUGGACCCUACAAAUGUGGAGAAUGGACGAGGGAAGGUUCCACAUGACCCCAGCCUCCCCUUCGCUAGCACCUUCAGUGGUGAUGAGUUGUAUACAGGACUGACGGCAGAUUUCCUGGGUAGAGACUCUGUGAUCCUGAGGAGUAUGGGAGGACGCUCCACCAUGAGGACAGAGACUGACCAGAAACUUCUUCAUGACCCUAAGUUCAUCGCUGCCCAUCUCAUCCCAGACAACGACGACAGAGACAAUGAUAAAGUGUAUUUCUUCUUCACUGAGAAGGCCACAGAGGCAGGGGACAGGGAGGGGGCCAUACAUACACGAGUCGGACGAGUGUGUGCGAAUGAUGUUGGAGGUCAGAGAGUGCUGGUGAACAAGUGGAGUACCUUCAUCAAAGCCAGACUGGUCUGCUCUGUACCUGGACCUCACGGAAUCGACACACACUUUAACCAACUGGAGGAUAUUUUUCUGCUGCGGACCAAGGAUGAGAGGAACCCAGAUGUCUAUGCGAUCUUCAGCUCCAUCAGUAAUGUGUUCCAGGGUUUUGCCGUGUGUGUUUACCGUAUGGCUGACAUCAGAGAAGCCUUCAACGGACCCUUUGCCCAUAAAGAGGGCCCCGACUACCAGUGGGGGGCCUACGAAGGCAGGGUCCCUUAUCCAAGACCAGGCGUGUGCCCUAGUAAAAUCACCAACCAGCCAGGCAGAGAGUUUGGCAGCACAAAGGACUUCCCUGAUUCAGUGUUGCAGUUUGCCCGCAGUCACCCAUUGAUGUGGCGGCCGGUGUAUCCCGCUCUGCGCCAGCCUGUGCUUGUUAAGGCCAACAUUCCUUACAAGCUGAAGCAAAUCGUGGUGGACCGGGUCGAGGCAGAGGACGGGCUGUAUGACGUCAUGUUCAUCGGCACAGACGUUGGCACAGUAUUGAAGGUAAUUGCCCUGCACAGUGGAAACAGCCUGGAAACAGAGGAGGUCACACUGGAGGAGCUGCAAGUCUUCAAAGUGCCAACUCCAAUUACAUCGAUGGACAUAUCCGUGAAAAGGCAAGCCCUGUAUGUGGGCUCUCCAGCAGGUGUGGCGCAGGUGAAGCUGCAUCGCUGUGAGACUUAUGGGAAAGCAUGUGCCGAGUGCUGCCUGGCCAGAGACCCUUACUGCGCCUGGGAUGGAUCAUUGUGCGCACGGUACACGCCCAACAGCAAACGACGCUACCGCAGACAAGACAUCAGGCAUGGAAACCCCGUGCUGCAGUGUGUAGAUCAGAAUCUGAGUGAAGACCUAGAUGUGACAGAAGACAGGGUGGUGUAUGGGACAGAGAACAACAGCUCCUUCCUGGAGUGUGUUCCUCGCUCUCCACAAGCUACUGUCUCCUGGCUCGUCCAACGUGAUGACCGCAAGGAAGAGGUAAAGCUGGACGAACGGGUGAUGUCUACAGAGCAGGGCCUUCUGUUUCGUCGUCUCUUCCGCCAGGACGAAGGCGUCUACAUCUGCCACUCUCGAGAGCAUGGCUUCACACAGACCCUGGCCCGCCUUACUCUCGAAGUCCUCCAGGGGGAGACUGUGGACGAGCUCAUGGCACGUGACACCGCUGGCCUCUCCGACACGUUCAAAGACCGGUCCACAGGAAGCUACAGGGCCUGGAUGCCUUGUAGCGCAUACAGCAGGGGCGGCUCAUCGAGCCAAAUCGGCCAAUCACGUACAUGGUUCAAGGAUAUCAUGCAGCUGAUUGGGCCGUCGAACCUGCCACACGUGGAGGAGUACUGUGAGAGGAUGUGGUGCAACGACAAGCUGAGGAGGAAACACAAGAGCAUGCUGGAGAAAUACCGCCAAGCACAGGAGAGCGCCAGGAAGGCACGUAGCAAGAGCUCUGGCGAACGUAACCGGACGCCAAGGGAUCUCAGCGCAUGGGAGGAGUAACGGAGAGAAAGCGACCGGGGGAUAAAGAAGGAGAAAAUGAACGAAGUAUAAAGGGACAAAGAUUACAGUACAGGACAAGAUGAAUUGGGCAGUAAAAGAGUCAAGACCAGCAUCAGCUCCUAAUAGUUGAAACAUUGGAACCUGGAUUUAUAAGAAUAAGGUAGAUCAGAACAGUGCAUCUGCUUUGGCCAUUAGACCUAACAGAGUGGUUUUUAUCAGUGUAUGUGUAGGUCAGGUGCUAGGGGUUGGCUCAAAAAAGACAUAAGGUUGUCUGGAAAGACAGCACAAAAGAGACUGCUACUGAACUGGUUCUGUUGCUGAUGUAAUGAUGUUGAUAAAGAGAAGAUGAGAGACAAUCUUUCAAAUACACUCUUAUAUACUUUUACGGUUAAAAAUGGCAGACACAUAAAAUCAUCAAGUCACAUAAAAUCCUCACAAACCUCAGAUUUCUAAAACGUAUGCAUGCCUGUGGACUGACUCUUUGAUGAACAGUUUGUGUUGGCUCUUGGCAAAUUAGGACUUCGAAAAGAGAGGGGCUUUUUGCAUCUUUGGACCACAAAAUAGCAAGUUUGUCAAGUGCAGCUCUGGCACACAUAGACACAUACUUUCCAUUUGUUUUUGUCACAUUUCACACAAUGCAGUCACUGGAUCCAUCUCCUUCUCACUUUAUUAUAUGUAUUUAAUGGUCCAUGUUUCUUGCCUUGCUCUGCACUUGGCAUUUAAAAAACAAAUUAAAUAUUCAUAUGCGACUUCAGCUCGAGACAUAACUGAGUUUGCAGUGUAUUUAUAAGAACCAUAUGCAACUAAUGCAACCGGGCUUAGACACCUACUGUAUCUGAUCUCGCUACUGUACAUGCACACAAACAGCCUCUUACAUAAACUGAGAUCCCACUCACCCAUUACACUGAAUGCAUAAGCUCAACUAGCUCAAACUGGAAGCUACCAUGAGACGACUGUUGAUGGUUCAACAGAUUAAAGGCACAUUGCUUUAUUUUUACUGCUGUGGGUUGAAUUUUCCAUUAAACACCAGCUACAGAUCAAGAUUCCUCUUACUUUCAUGCUUCUGGGCACAAACCAUACCGUCUCCUGGAAUGUACCUAAUGGCCUCGAUAUUUGCUUCCAUGGGAAUCCUUUUCUCAACUCAAUGAAAAUCUAAGUCUGUGACUUUAACAAGGUGACAUCUUCAAAGUGCUUUUUUUCCCGACCAACAAUCAAAAAUCAUCCAUUAAAAGUAGAAAUUACAUCACCCGACCUCUCUGUCGUAGCCUCUCCUCACACACUACAAUCAUCCACUAAACUCAUUUUCCCACAGUUCCUCUGUGUGCUGUAGCUCUCCAGUGACAAUAGAGGGAACAAUAGAAGGGGUCAGCUGUAAUGGCCGACUCCACUUCUGUUUUUUGCUUUGUAAACACUGGUUUUAUGACGGUUCAUGGUUUGAACACAUACACAUUGUUAAUGUCUUCAGUUGUGUGGUUAAAAUAUAAUCUUUUACGUUAACUGAAUCCAAAGAAGGUUUUCCUUCCACGGGUGAGAGAAUGGAGGGUUGAAAACAGAUAAAGAAACAGGGCAUUGGAUAGGGUGAGAUGUGAGCAUUAUAACCUUAAGGAGUGGAGGUCAAGGAAGACAAACUGCAGGCUGAGGAGAAUGAAUGCCAAGCUUCAGUUUAGGUGACUGUGUACAUAAGAAAUCCAAGCUGAUAUUAUCUGUUCUAUUAUUUGUUCUGGAAUCAAUCAUACGUUGGUGGUCAAGUGGUGAAAUCAUCAGUUUCCAAUUAAAAACUGUACUAAAGUGUUGUAUGUUUAUUGGAUUAAUUUGAAGACAGCUAAACACCUUUAAAAAACGCCAAUCAGCUGUUCACAAAUAGCCUGUUGUUGCCAAAGAACUGAGAAGCUCCAAUAUGGAGGGUGAAAUCCCUAUAACAUGUGUACAUAUGGAAGAUGGUAUAGAUAUUCUGGGAGCCCUAUCGCUGUUUAAAAUUAGCCAGGAAACAACAUUAACACCAGUGAACUUGGUAACCUUUAUGUAACCUUCAUGGCGUGUGAAUAGCUUCUGAGAGGGCAAAUAAAAAAAGAGGAGUGAACAUGGGGAGAAGAAAGGAGAGAGAGAUUUAAAAAAAAAUAAGGUACUAUAAGCAUCUUGUGAAGGCUGUAUUUGCAAUUUAUAAAAGUCCUAAUACCUAUUAAUACCCAUUUGUUUCAUCAGUAUGAAGUGAGUAUUUCAAAAAGUGAUACAUUUCCCCCAGUUUGUACAGCACACUUAAGCACACAUUUUACUCUAGCAAAGUUUAUUUUCUUAGUUUGAGGAUAGCGAGACAGGCUAUUAGACACCACUGUUUUCUUUAAAAAUAUUGAUUUUGAUGUAUAUCUAAACUGAAAGAAAAUGAUGUGACAGGAGGAUGGUAUGCAUGAAACAAAGAGACAGCUGGCAGGGUAAAAGAAAGUUAAAUCUUGAUUUAGCCUGAAAAAAAUCCUCCUCAAAAGUUCCUUUCUCAUAAAAUUGUCACUUUUGUAUUCUUUGUCUUGUCAUGUUUUUGCAUUGUCUGGUCUGCUCUGGUCUAUAAAGAUGAUAAAGUCAUAUUUUGGUGGUGGUGGUGGUGGUAUCACUCUGCUUCUGUAAGUCCAAAUCCUGACCCUGCAUUACUGUCAUCAGAAAAUUAAAAACGGUGUUUAAGGUAUAACUGUGUUACUAUUAUUGUAAACUUAAAGUGUAAAAUUGUCUAAAAACACAAGUUUCCAUUUUACCGCAACUGUCAUAGUGAAACCGCCAAAAUAAAUGCUGACACAUUUUUUGUUUUUUUUUAGCUGGACAGUGUUUUGAGACUUGACACAAAAUAAUAAUUUGUAAUUUGUGCAUUUUUGCAAAUAUAGAAUUUUUAGUUGCUGACAAAAAUGUGGCAUGACUGAUUAAAUGUCAGUUUCUGUGCAUGUUUAAACACACACUUUGUAAAGUUUUCAGAUGCAUUUUAGUUGUUGAACAGUUGUACAAAGUAUGUGUUGGUUUUGCAUCUCACAUUUAUAUUUUUAUCUUGCUCCUAAUCUGUCCACUCUCUAUAGCUAGUUCAGUGCAGUUUGUCAAUAGCUUAAAAAUGUUAUCUCAAACACAUUACAGCACUUAUUCUGCCUUAAUGUUUAAGUGUAGUGUUUUACAGUAUUUUAGUAAAAACACUUGGAUGGAUUUAUCAUUUAACAAAGACCCAAACACUGUAUGUACAAUGUAUUGUGAUACCUUUUGUAACACUGGGACAGGAUUUUGCUCUAGUCAAACUACACCAGGUGAUUUCACUGAUUAGUUGCUCCACCUCAUUGGAGGUGCAAUAAUUAAUACUUGGCUGCACAUGCUCUGACCUCAACAGCUACUCUAUAUUAAGCAGACAAAGAGGUUCAGUCAAGUUCAGACUGUGAGAGUAGACACUGCAGUUAAAACAUUCAUAACAUCUGUCUUAUCUAGCUACUCAGGACUAUGGCACCCAUGAAUUUGGAAGGUCAGCAGUCUUUCAAGCACAUAGCCAUCAUGAACUUGAAAGAUUCAACCAGCAUGGUUUCCCUGCAGUAAACAAUUCUUACUGAACAACGCUCAAUGUAGAAUUUAGGCUAAAAAAUGUAAGGAUCCUUCGAUUAGAUAUGAACAUUAACUUGGUGACCUGUCCCUCUAUUGUACUGUAAAACUGUGCUGGUUGUGGGGUCUCUGACAGAGCCUAAUUUAAAUGCAUAUUUAUGUUUUAUUUAAGUGUCUUUCUGCCAUGCAUGCUAUGUACUUGUAUGCUAUUUAACAGCAUUAAAAGUUGAUUUUCUAACAUAAA